AUGGCCCUCCUCACCACCACACUCACCUACCUCUCCCAACACAUCCCCUCCAUCCUCUUCACCAUCCUCAUCAUCCACCUCACACGAAACUACUUCACGCCCGGGUUAUCGCGCAUCCCAGGCCCGUUUUUCGCCAAGAUUACCAAUCUCUGGCGCUUCGUCGACGUAGCGCGGGGCAGAGCGGAGGCAACACAUUAUCAGCUGCACCAAAAACAUGGCGAGUAUGUGCGACUAGGACCGAAUGUCGUUAGUGUUUGGAAUGUGGAGGCGUUGAAGGUGAUUUAUGGGAUUAAGAGGGGGUAUAAGAAGACCGCAUUCUAUCGUGUCCAGCAACAACUUGUAAAGGGAAAGCCGACCAGAACGCUGUUUACGACCCUUGAUGAGGACCUUCAUGCUAAGAUUAAACGACCCGUGUCGGCGGCGUAUUCAAUGAGUACAGUUACCGAGUUCGAGCCGUUUGUGGAUAGUACGACGCAGACGUUGUUUGCGCGGUUGGAUGAGUUUUCGGAGAAGGGGUGUGUGUUUGAUAUUUCGACAUGGCUCCAAUACUAUGCGUUCGACGUCAUUGGCGAGAUGACGUUCAGCAAACAACUAGGGUUUUUGCGAGAAGGUCGCGAUGUUGAGGGGAUCAUGGAAUCGUUGGAGAAGAUGUUCGAUUAUGCGGGAAAGAUUGGUCAGAUGCCCUGGCUAGAUUAUGUCUUGAUCAAGAACCCUCUCCGGCAGCUUAUUCGGGGCGGUUCUACUGGAGCUGUUGCUCGUUUCGCCCGUGAUCGCUUGCAUGAACGGCUGUCUCAGGGUGGUAGUAAACGAGAUGAUAUUCAUGAACGCCAGAAGGACUUCUUGACCCGCUUCCUGGAGGCGAAAUCAAUUCACCCUGACGUGGUCGACGACGCCCAGGUGUUUUCCUAUACAACCAGCAAUGUGAAUGCAGGCUCCGAUACUACCGCAAUCUCCCUCCGAGCGAUUCUGUACUAUACGUUGAAGAAUCCCAGGGUAUUCAGCAAGCUGCAGGACGAACUACAUGGCGCCCUUCAGACCGGAAAAGUUACCGUUCCUGUAUCGUGGAAACAAAGUCAGGAGCUCCCGUAUCUCGACGCAGUCAUCAAGGAGGCUCUCCGCCUCCAUCCAGCCGUAGGACUCCUCUUGGAAAGGGUAGUCCCCGCAGAAGGCCUCCAAUUGCCAAACGGCCCCUUCCUUCCCGCCGGAACUGUAGUUGGUGUCAAUCCGUGGAUUAUCCACCGCCACGCUAUUUUUGGCAAGGAAGUUGACAGGUUCGUCCCUGAGCGUUGGCUGCGGGGUAACGAUGAAUCGGAAGCAGAGUUUCAGAUGCGAAGGCAGAAUAUGCUAGGGGCGACGCUGACGUUUGGGGCCGGCCCCCGAACCUGCAUUGGGAAGAACAUCAGUCUGUUGGAGAUAUAUAAGCUGAUACCAUCGUUGCUCUUGGCAUACAAGAUUGAAUUGAGUGAGCCGGAAGCUGAGUGGGAGGUGGUCAAUGCAUGGUUCGUACGACAGAAAGGGAUGAACGUGAAAGUGACGCGAGUGGCAUAGCAUGGAGUACACAGUAAUCUGUCAGAUGAAACUGCGAGGACAAAUGACUUUUUGUCCGGGAUAAGAUCCUGCGCUGGAUCCUGCAUGCAAGGCGUUCUCAGGAUGUCCGACGGUUAAGCCCACUGGUAAUCUUAAUAGAAGGGGAACUUGGCAUCAUCCCUUUUGGCUGCCACAAAGCGGCACUAUGGUCAAAAGCCGAAAUGAACAAGCAAGAGCAAUCGAAUGUACCGCCCUCUGAGACCCCGACUAUCUACUAUACUUCCUGUGCGAGAACACGUUCGUCAUAGCCAUGACGCGCAGGAGACCCACCAGCUGGUGGCAUUAUCCCAAUAGGGACGCACUAGGAAUUGCGGUGCUGAUUUCCGAUAAGGGAUCAUCAAGCGCAUCCUUGGGCUCCGUCCGUAUUAAUAGAAUCAACUUCGCUUUCGCACGUCGCUCCAUA
This is a messenger RNA of Aspergillus welwitschiae, 1990 nucleotides long. RefSeq names its product cytochrome P450. Lineage: Eukaryota; Fungi; Ascomycota; Eurotiomycetes; Eurotiales; Aspergillaceae. The record is from RefSeq and is a predicted model, not a curated record. Gene Ontology annotation, molecular function: monooxygenase activity; heme binding; iron ion binding. The transcript is spliced from 5 exons. Bases 1 to 1548 code for a protein of 515 amino acids.